CACAAAAAAAAAAACCUCAAUAAUUCCUUCUUCUUCCUCAUUUAUUAUUUUCUUUCCCGUAAAGCUAUUUUAUUUAUUUUACUUAUUAUCAUUUCGGACGAUCUGACGAAAGGUUAGGAAGAAAUUUGCAGGAGAGAAGAAAAAAUAAAGACAGCUUUCUAACAAUGGAGGGAAGAGAAGGUGCUGUGAGUAGCAGCGGCGGUGUCACGGUGGUGGGAUCGGAUGCUCCGUCGGACUACCACGUCGCCCCUCGACCCGAAAACCCGACCCAGGCACCUGGAUCCACGGCUGGGCCCCCUCCGUCGUCCCUGGACUCGUCGGUGAAGAAGAAGAGGGGCCGGCCAAGAAAGUACGCCCCGGAUGGCUCAGUGGCGACCCCACUCUCUCCGAAGCCGAUAUCUACGGCAGCGCCUCCGGUGAUCGACUUCUCGGCCCCAAAGCGCGGGAAGGUGAAGCCAAGUGGGUCUCUGACCAAACCCAGCUUUGAAGUGGACAAUUUAGGUGAUUGGGUAGCGUGCUCCGUUGGCACCAAUUUUACGCCCCACAUCAUCACUGUUAAUGCUGGCGAGGAUGUUACGAUGAAAGUUAUAUCAUUUUCCCAACAAGGGCCUCGAGCUAUAUGCAUUCUCUCAGCCAAUGGCGUGAUCUCAAGUGUAACACUGCGACAGGCCGAUUCUUCAGGGGGAACAUUAACCUAUGAGGGUCGUUUUGAGAUACUCUCCCUAUCAGGUUCAUUCAUGCCCAACGAGAUCGGAGGAACAAGAAGCAGAUCAGGUGGGAUGAGCGUUUCGUUAGCAAGCCCUGAUGGGCGGGUUGUUGGAGGUGGGGUCGCUGGGCUUCUCGUAGCUGCAAGUCCUGUUCAGGUCGUGGUGGGCAGUUUUCUCACUGGGAACCAACACGAGCAGAAGCCAAAGAAACAGAAGCACGAUCUCUCCCCAACAAGCGCUGUUCCCAUCUCUACGGCUGAACCGAAGCAGAACAUCUCAUCAACUCCUCCAACCUACCGAGCAGAAAACUGGUCCUCAUUGACUACAGAUAUGAGGAACAAGCCCACUGACAUAAACGUAUCUUUGCCUUGAAGAGUGGUAUUAGAAGACUUUGUCUGAUAAUUAUGGAACGAUGAUCAUUGUCGUCGACUGACCACUUGUUGAUCUUGUGAUCGUAUCUUAUUGUCUGGGUUUCAUCAGUCUUCUUGUUGUCUGUAAACUCAUCGAGAUUAUAAUGUAAUGUGAGCUUAGGUCUGCCUCUUUCUCUACCUCGGCAUGACAACCGAGGGAAGACUACUGCUGGCUUAUGCUGUAGAAUUAGUUAGAUUAUUCGGAGUAGAAAUAGAAUUAAGACUGGUGGAUCGCUGUUAA
Molecule: messenger RNA, 1358 nt
Organism: Punica granatum (pomegranate)
Lineage: Eukaryota; Viridiplantae; Streptophyta; Magnoliopsida; Myrtales; Lythraceae
Source: RefSeq, a predicted model, not a curated record